Molecule: messenger RNA, 476 nt
Organism: Amoebophrya sp. A25
Lineage: Eukaryota; Dinophyceae; Syndiniales; Amoebophryaceae
Source: the annotation of a GenBank genome assembly
GAAUGGGCAACAUAAACCGAGUGGCUUGACCACGGUCGAGAAUGGCUUGGAUGCCUCUUACUUCUCGGAAAAGGGCAUCUCGUUACCGCAGUAUUCUCCAGGCAGAGCCUACGAGUUGUGGCACGUGUUAACGAAAGAAUGGAGCUGGCGCUUCCUACUGAUACUGGAGCUGACGCUCGAAAUUCUCCUCAUUCUCGUCUUCUCGCUGUUGAGGCUUCUACAACAAAGAAAACAAUCAUCUGCAUGCUCGUCUUGUCAAGAGCAAGACGGGUGUCUUUGACUAGAAUGAGUCUCAAAGGGACAAGGGACACGACCAAGAGCUUUCUCUUGGAGGUCACCAAGAUGGGCCUUCGAAUUGGACGAUGGCUGCUCUAAUUUUUCUCGUGCUGAUAGCAGGACGUGCGUCGAUCGCCGCAGAGAAUGACACAGAACGGGAAGAGAGCUUUGAUUCUCUGAUGCUUGUCGCCUUUAACUGA